AUGACCCCCCUAAGUGGGCCUUCAACAGUUGGUCGCAUAGGAAACGGAGCACGAUUUAUUUCGAACAAUGGCAUUGAAGUGCGAGAUCUAUCUUUUGGAGUCGAGUCUUCAGGUCUUCCGAACUCAUCUACGCAUUACGGCUCUUCUGAGACUGACGUUUCCCGUCAAGGAAGCUUGCAGAUCUUACUUGGUGAAGGGUCAGAGCAUUCAUCAACCAAGAAGCAAAAGCUAGAUCAUAUUAAAACUGAACCUUUGAACGGAAAAUCAUCCGACUUUGAGAAAAUACUUGCAAAGCUUUCCCCUCAAACAAUUCUUCCUCGCGCUGAAGCCGAUCGAUCCCCUGCUUCGUCGCAUAUCACAUCAGCCAUAAAGUCAGUGCCAGCUUCGGACCUCGCCGAACUCACCCAGUCUUAUACAAAAGAGGACAAAGCGGGAGAGUUGCUUCGCCUCAAGCAGGAACUUCUUGCCGCAAACUCGAAGAUAGCUCUACAAGAGCAAGAGCUUGCCCAAACCCGUGUCAUAAAACAUACCCUGGAUCAAGCCCUCGGUCCUCCAUCAGAAGCCGAUUUCGGUAAUCGUGAAAUCACAGGACAGACCAUCGGCCACCUGCAAAAUGCUUUCAAAGCAUCUAACUCUGCUUUUGGUCAAUUUCAAGAUGCCUGGGGUGGCCAUGAAGAUUCGAGAUCUGAUAGCUCCGAACUAUUGUCUGCAGGGGCAUACAACAGAUCUCGUGGGCUCUGGGUCCACCAUGAGCCAUCCAUGGACAGAGUAUAUGGAGGGUCUCUAGCAGGGGCCAGUAGUUCCACAAGCCAGGAUCCUAAUCGAUACUGGGGAAUUUCCAGUGUAUAUCAAACAUUUGCCGGGCCACAAUCUUUGCAAUCCCAGAGGGCACUUCCGGGGCCCUCGCCCAGUCCAUGUGGGUUCUACCCACGCCCCAUGACCGAGCAAAUGCGAAAUAUCUCAGUUCCAGGUCAUGGAGCCCGUCGUUCCAUCACCCAAAACAGUCGAGGCGGGUCUCUGGUUCCAAUUCAGCCUUCUCCUUGGGGUGAAUUUGCUUCUGGGUCAUCCAGCGAGCACACCAUCAAAUCGCCACCCUCUCCGACGAAAAGACCGCCGAGUACUUUGCAACAGACUGGACUUUACUCUGCGCCUCCAUAUCUUCCUCGGCCAAUUGGUAGCCCGCUCUCGCCGACUGCGACUGAAUUCACGGGCUCUGGCAAUGAAAGCACAUGGAGCACCUCAUCGCUGAGCGGCAAUUCUGUUCAAACAUAUGUGUCGCCACUCGAGCCACUGAACUACCGACGUCUACUUGACAAAAACGUGUCGUGUGAUUGGAAGUACAUAGUGGACAAGAUUGUUUGCAACAAUGACCAACAAGCCUCAAUUUUCCUGCAACAAAAGCUCAAGGUCGGAACGACUGAACAGAAGUUCGACAUCAUCGAGGCAAUCAUACAACAAGCCUAUCCAUUGAUGGUCAAUCGCUUUGGGAACUUUCUCGUACAACGCUGCUUUGAACACGGAACCCCGGAGCAGGUCAUCGCUAUCGCCAAUGCCAUCAGAGGCAACACAAUGAACCUCAGCAUGGAUCCAUUCGGGUGCCAUGUGAUCCAAAAGGCCUUUGAUUGCGUUCCAGAAGAGCAUAAGGCAACUAUGGUGCACGAACUUCUCCGUCGAAUCCCUGAGACGGUUAUCCAUCGAUAUGCAUGCCAUGUUUGGCAGAAGCUCUUCGAACUUCGCUGGAGCGGUGAUCCCCCACAGAUCAUGACCCAAGUAAACGAGGCAUUGCGCGGAAUGUGGCAUGAAGUUGCUCUGGGCGAGACAGGAAGUUUGGUGGUUCAAAACAUCUUUGAGAAUUGUGUUGAAGAGGAAAAGCGACCGGCGAUCGAAGAGGUUCUUGCAAAGACCGACGUCCUCGCUCAUGGCCAAUUCGGGAACUGGUGUAUCCAGCACAUCUGCGAGCACGGCUCCCCUCCCGACAAAAGCCGUGCUAUUGAACAUGUGAUUCAUUGGGCUGUUGACUACAGCAUGGAUCAGUUUGCGUCCAAGAUCGUGGAGAAAUGCCUCAAGAUUGGUGGAGCAGAAUUCAUGGACCGUUACCUUGAUCGCGUCUGCACUGGCCGUUCUGACCGACCCCGUAUGCCGUUGAUUGACAUUGCUGGAGAUCAGUAUGGAAAUUAUCUUAUCCAAUGGAUUCUGAUGAAUGCCGGGUCUCACCAACGAGACCUUGUGGCUGGUCACAUUCGGAAACAUAUGGUUUCCCUCCGGGGCUCCAAAUUCGGGUCUCGCGUGGCUAUGCUCUGCUGCAACCCGUCUCAUGCUACACGUCCUGGCCCAGGUGCUGGUAUGCAAAUUGGACGUUUCACCAACUUCAAUGACGAGAAGUUCAGUCCCACAAGUCAGUCUAGUGGUCGAUUUAGCCGCGGAAACCAAUGGGGUCCCAAUUAUGCGCCACUUCGUUGA
This is a messenger RNA of Penicillium soppii, 2460 nucleotides long. RefSeq names its product Pumilio-family RNA binding repeat-containing protein. Gene Ontology annotation, cellular component: cytoplasm. The record is from RefSeq and is a predicted model, not a curated record. The transcript has 7 exons. Bases 1 to 2460 code for a protein of 819 amino acids. Lineage: Eukaryota; Fungi; Ascomycota; Eurotiomycetes; Eurotiales; Aspergillaceae. Gene Ontology annotation, molecular function: mRNA 3'-UTR binding. Gene Ontology annotation, biological process: post-transcriptional regulation of gene expression.